Molecule: messenger RNA, 7083 nt
Organism: Felis catus (domestic cat)
Lineage: Eukaryota; Metazoa; Chordata; Mammalia; Carnivora; Felidae
Gene: TGS1
Product: trimethylguanosine synthase 1
Exons: 13
Coding region: 172-2634 (820 amino acids)
Biological process (GO): 7-methylguanosine RNA capping; 7-methylguanosine cap hypermethylation
Cellular component (GO): nucleus
Molecular function (GO): RNA cap trimethylguanosine synthase activity
Source: RefSeq, a predicted model, not a curated record
UCGCUCCGGGCUUGAGCACCCCCGGGCCCGUUUGUAAACUCCUGACGUUCCCCCGCUCCCCCCACCGGGCGCGCCGGCGAGACCUCUUUUCGGUGUCCGGGAACCAAGCAGAGGCCGGGAAGGCCGGUCCCGUGCCGCUGGUCGCAGGGCUUCCUGCUCCGAAGUGGGAAAAUGUGCUGCGACAAGUGGAGCCGCGUGGCCGAAAUGUUUCUCUUCGUUGAAGACCUGGAGGAGGAUUGUAAGAUCCUUUGCCUGUGCUCCAGGGCAUUUGUGGAAGAUCGAAAAUUGUGCAAUUUGGGAUUAAAAGGCUACUAUGUCAAAGGCAAUGGUGACAAUGCAGGAGACCAAGCAACAGAAGAGGAGGAAGGUGGCACAGCAGAGUCACAUGACAGCAAAGGCUUAGGCCUAGAUGAAAGUGAACUUGAUUCUGAGGCUGAACUCAUGAGAAGUAUGGGACUACCACUCCAGUUUGGUGGUGUAUCUGCACAUAAGACUUUUGAGGUGUCUAUGAAUACUAGAAAUAAAGUUAAAGUCAAAAAGAAAAAGAAAAAACAGCAAAAGAAGUACUUGCAGGAAAUUAUGAGAGAAUCUUGGAGACAAGAAUAUGAAGAAGAUGACAUUUUGGCUUCCGAUGAUCCGUCUUCAGUUGAACAGUAUGAGAACACCAAAACAUGUGAACUUCAAACCAAAAAGGACAUUGAAACUGAAAAUCUUCCUGUUGAAAAUACAUUAUGCCCAAAGCUAGAAAUUACAGAGAAGUGGGAAAAGUAUUGGAAUGAAUAUGGCGGAGGACUCUUAUGGCAAAGCUGGCAAGAGAAACAUCCAGGUCAGACACUGUGUUCUGAACCUUGGAACAUUCCUGAUACAAAGGAGGAAUGGGAACAACAUUAUAGUCAACUCUAUUGGUAUUAUUUGGAACAGUUUCAGUAUUGGGAAGCGCAGGGUUGGACUUUUGAUGCCCCAGAAACCUGUGAUACAGAUUCUUGUGGGCCUAAAAUAGAAGUUGACGACAAGAAAGAUGAAAAUUGCAUAAAAGCAGACUUAACGUCUUUUCCAUCUUCAUCUAUUACCAUUGAUAGUGAAAGCUCUAGUUCAAGUGAUAAAGAGCAUAAUGAAAUACUUGACGGAGUUAGUAACUUAAGUCUGAAUUCAGAGGAAGUGGAACAGAGCCGGUUAGAUUCUUCAGUAAGUUACAAUGGAUGUCAGUUGCUGAGUGAAGUCGGCAGCAGCAGAGAAUGCCCUGCUUCUGGCCAAAGUGAACCAUGUCACGGAGGAACCAAGGACAGCAACGUGUCUGGGAACAGAAGCGCAAACCAACCAGCUCAGGAUUCACAGGACUCUUCCGAAGCAAACGCAGUCAGAGAAAGACCACACUCCAACAGUAUUGAUGGAGACGAGAGUGAAGAAGAUCCACCUGAACAUAAGCCAAGCAAACUCAAGAGGAGCCACGAGCUGGACAUCGAUGAAAACCCAGAUUCAGACUUUGAUGACAAUGGUUCCCUUCUGGGAUUCAAGCAUGGCUCAGGACAAAAAUACGGUGGAAUUUCAAAUUUCAGUCAUCGGCGGGUCAGAUACUUGCAGAAGAAUGUGAAGUAUAAGUCAAAGUUCCUGGACAUGAGAAGACAAAUAAAUAUGAAAAACAAACACAUCUUCUUUACUGAAGAGUCAGAUAAAACAUUUUUCAAGAAAAGCAAAGCUUUGACUAAGGUAGAAAAAUUUCUAAAAUGGGUUAAUGAACCAAUGGAUGAGGAAGCAUCACAGGAGUCAGUUUCUCAUGACAACGUGCAAGACACGUGCACAAGCAGUGAUUCAGAGGAGCAAGAAAUGUCUGUUAAAAAAGGCGAUGACCCACUUGAGACGAGCAGUCAAGAACCUGGAAAGUGUCACGCCGUGUCUUCAGCUGGUGAACUGGAAACAGAAAAAAAUGAAGGAGCCAGCACAGUAACAGCUAUUACACAUCAGGAAGAUUGUGUUACUCAGAUUACACCAGACUCUCUACAGGUCGACACUGAAGCUGAAAGUAAAAAGAAGAAGAAGACAAAGAAAAACAGGAACAAAAAGGUAAUUGGCCUGCCUCCCGAGAUAGCUGCUGUUCCUGAGCUGGCAAAGUACUGGGCCCAGAGAUACAGGCUCUUCUCCCGUUUUGAUGAUGGGAUUAAAUUGGACAAAGAGGGCUGGUUUUCCGUGACCCCUGAGAAGAUUGCUGAACACAUUGCUGGCCGGGUCAGCCAGUCCUUCAAGUGUGACAUUGUAGUAGAUGCAUUUUGUGGAGUCGGAGGAAAUACCAUUCAGUUUGCCUUAACAGGAAAGAGAGUGAUUGCCAUUGAUAUUGAUCCUGUUAAGAUCGAUCUUGCUCGCAAUAAUGCAGAAGUUUAUGGAAUAGCAGACAAGAUAGAGUUCAUCUGUGGAGAUUUCCUCCUGCUGGCUUCUCACUUAAAGGCUGAUGUUGUGUUUCUUAGCCCCCCUUGGGGAGGACCAGACUACGCUACCGCAGAGACCUUUGACAUUAGGACCAUGAUGUCUCCAGAUGGCUUUGAAAUUUUCAGGCGUUCCCAGAAGAUCACUAAUAAUAUUGUUUAUUUCCUUCCAAGAAAUGCUGAUAUUGACCAGCGUGCAUUGACUUUUGUCAAGUAACGUGGAGGAGACAGGCCAGGCUAGAAACUAGCGUCGACUCUGGCUGUACCCUAGGGUCACUGGGGACCCUUAGAAAAACUGUGGCUAUCUAAGCCCCACCUCAGAAACUGAUCUAACCAGGUUCGUAAAGCUGCCAGAUCAUUCUAAGGUGGAGCCCGGGCAGCCAAGCGCUGCUCACCGCUACGUUAGCCCCGGUGAUAACCUCAGGGGACGAGAGUGUCAGGUGAGCUAUGGGGUUGCCAGCCCGGGAACCACAAGACCGCAAUUCAUUGUCACCAAACACCACGUCAGGACGCAGCUCCUCGCUCUUGGGGAGGCGCUGGGCCGAAGCAGAUUCACGGGCUCUUUCAUCCCCGAGUGUCAUUCAUCAGCUCUCGGGUGUGGAGAGGGAGGAGUGAGACGGUGGCUGCAGGGACUCGUGGCCACCUGUUCCUCUCAGCUCGUCACGCGGGAUUUCUUUUCAGACUGCCCUAACGACUGAACGUUGACCAGAGUUCCCGGUUUCUGGAAGUGAGGCAGCGUAUACCAAAUACAAGGCAAUUGGCCGAGGGAGCAGCCGGAGCGGAACUUGCGAGUUCUUGUUCUCCUUCUUCCUGUGCCGGCUUCCCACAGGCCCGUGCCUCCCGCCUCAAGCCAGAGGCGCUGCCCUCCAUCCCUCGCACACACAUUCAGACCAUCCCGGGUCUCCGGAGGUCUCGUUCGUUUGGCGGCCUCCCUUUGUAGUGUCUUCAUCCGGUGCUGGCUUGCGGUAGCCAACAGGCCUCCUAGCCCGGCACCGUCCCAGGGCUUUCGCCGCGGGGACGUAAAUAACGACAGUGCAACCUUCUCACGAGAAAGGUGGAGAUUGAACGCGCAGGCUCUCUGGUUGGAUGACUUCAGGAAACGCUCCGAUGAUGUAGGAUGUAAACUGGACUUCGGAGUCCAAGAAGCUUCGAUGGUAGGAGUUGAGCAGAAGGUGGCCAGAGCGCCAAAGACACAGCAGUGGGAAUGUGUGGGUAGCGUUCAGUUAAUGGGCUCAGAGAGAGAGAGCAAAUCAAACGGACCGGGUUUAGUCUCGGGCCCUGCCACUCACCAGCUGUCCGGCGACGGUUCCGAGGCGUAGACGAGUCUGGGGGUUCCGCGUUUAACACGGUACCUCUAGCCCACAAACCUUCAAUAAUGUCCUGUGUCUGUGACUUAUCGCAAAGUUGUUGUGGGGAGAAUGUAAAUGCUCCUAACACCUUGAAGAGGACCAGUAUGGAGAGAUGAUAUGUUUUCCCUAGAGGACAGAAUAGAAGCUCCUGUAUUUGUGAAAUGAUAGAACGUAAUUUAUAAACGUACCUCCCCGAUCACCUGUUUUUCUCGUCCUCUCAUCAGAAACAUACACUCUGAACAGACAUACUCUUGUGUCAGUUGGGCACACUCUCGCGAUCAUGACGUAUUUCCUUGGUCUUUGCAACACUGGCUCUCAGCUCCCGCUGCUAAUUGGAAUCGCCUGAGUGGCUUUUGUUUCUUAUUGUGGUAAGAUGCACACAACAAAACUUACCAUAAACCAUCUGUGAACGUCAGACACAUUCGCACUGUCGUGCAACCAUCCCGCCAUCCGCCUCAGAACUUUUACAUCUUCCCCAACUGAAACUCUGUACUGUGAAACACUGACUCACCGCCUGCCCCUGGCAACCACCAUUCUCCUCUCUGCGUCCGUGAAUUUCACUGAUCUAGGUACCCCAAAUAAGUGAAGUCAUACAGUAUUUGUCCCUUUGUAUCUAGCCUGUUUCACGGAGUAUAAUGUCCUGAAGUCAUCCACGUUUCAGCAUGUGCCAGAACUUCCUUCCUUUUUAAGGCCGAACGGUAUUCCAUUGUGUGGACAUACCACAUACCGUUUAUCCAUUCAUCAGUGGACAUUUUGAGCUACUUUCACCUUUUGGCCGAUGUGAGUAAUGCUGCUGCGGGUGCCCUGUAUCUUUUCCUGCUUUGAGUUCUUUCGGGUAUAUACCCAGAAGCAAAAUUGCCGGAUCAUAGAGCAAUUCUGUUGAGUUUUUUGAGGACCCACCCUACAAUUACUCCCUGGCAGCUGAACGAGUUUACAUUCCUACCAGCAAUUCAUCAGGAGUUCAGUUUCUCCACAUUCUCACCAACACUUGUUUUUUCUGUUGGUUGUUGUUUUGUUAUGAUAAUAGCCGCCCUAAUGGGUAUGAAAUGGUAUCUCAUUGUAGUUUUGAUUUGCACGUCCCUAAUGACUCAUGAUGUUGAGGACCAUCUGUUCACGUGUGUAUCUUCUGGGUAUUAAUCCCCUCUCAGUAUAUACUUUGCCCGUAUUUUUCCCCAUCCUGUGGGUUGCCUUUUUUACUCUCUUGAUAGUGUUCUUGGCUGUACAAAGUUUGUAAUUUUGAUGAAGUUCAGUUUGGCUCUUUUUCCUGUGUAUUGCCUGUGCUUUUGGUGUCAUAGUCAAGAAAUUGUUACCAAAUCUAAUGUCAUGAAACUCUUGCCUGUGUUUUCUUCUGAGAGUUUUAUGAUUUUAGCAAGUAGCUUUUUAAAACUACCAGUUGAAGAGUCCCCAAAUGAUUGUAGUAUGCUGUCGGAGUCGAGAUUCUCUGGGAUAAGAGAAGGGUAAAUGAUCUGAACAAGCCGGAGCUCUUACUCUGUGGGUUAGAGGAGGUGAAAUUAGAUCUUGUCACCUGUCAUCUAUUUAUGAGCCACAGCGUUUGAAUAUUAGACCUCCCAAACACUGUGUGCUGUACCGUUACAAGAAAAAGCACUGUCCCCUUGCUUCAUGCAUUUUUUAUAUCAAAUCUCAUAUUAAACUGUAUCUCCUACUCACGUGACUCUCAUCUGCAUCCUGUGCUCCCAAGUAAAGUUGAGCCUGUUGAUUCCAUAAUUCUUAUUUGCUCACAUAAAUAUUAUGUUCUAUAUUACUAGUCUCAUAAGUGGUUAUGUGAUCCUUCUAUUAAAUAUUUGAUGGGCUUCUUGGGGUACUUGAAUGACAAUAGGAAACUCACUGUUUAUUGCAAAAGUUACAGUGAGUAUGUUUUUUCUAGUUAAGUUAACAUUUUCCCAAGGAGGAAGUUAAUUUUUUUCUCUUUAACUUGUGUUUUUGGUUUAGUUCAGAAACCUGCCAGAAUUAGUUCAUUCACAUUUUCUACCUGUAGAGGGAGUAACGACACUAAAAAAUAAUAAAAGUCAAAAAGGAAAUGAGAUUUCAAGUGUUAUUAUAUUGUUUGGUAUUAAAUUUGGAUCAAAUUACAGUAGGGAGUCAACUUUUUAAAAUGAAAGAAACCUAUCCAUAUAUAGUAUUUUUACAAUGGGAGACAAGACAGCUCUGCAAGAAUGAGAGAAAGCAGCGUUACAGAGAAGUCCACUUUUUUGCUAAGGAACAUUUAGAAUGUCACAGCAACCUGAACUUCCACAUGGGCUGGGUUCCCCAAGUUCAUGAGUUGGCUGUUUGAAACUCAGGCCGCAUUUUUCCCACAGAAAUGCCUAUUAAGAAGAGUUAAUUUCCCAGGCAAGGAGAUUUGUACUCAUGGUGCUUGUAUUUAGGGUAACUAAAGUGAGUAUGGACUCGGCACAGAUACAGCUUGUCCUGUAGUCUUUCCACGUGGGAGACCAGGCUAGUUGUUUUCUGUGUCUAGUAAUACAUUUUUCUAGGUCCCCUCUUACCUCAGUCUCUUACUCCCCUUUUCUGUGUGGGUGUUAUUCCAGGACACGUAUUCCCUUGUUAUCCACACUUUCGCUGUCCAACUCAAGAACUGAAUAAUUUAGAAAGUCUUUUUGCGACAGGCUCUUUGGAGGGAAGUCACAAUUGAAACUUUGGAACUGAUUAGAUUCAGUUUGGAGGGCCCAGGAUAUAUGUAUUUAUCUACUGGAUGAUAAUCUUCCUUUGACAAUCCGAGUUCAGCCAAUACUAGCUUUGGUUCCACCAGACAUUCCAAAUAUGGGAAACUUCUGUUUUAAAAAGUGCACGUACACAAUAUGGAUCGAGAUGUCUGAGCAGAGCGGAAGGUCGGUAUGAAGUCCCUUUGGGCGGCAGCUCCAACGUGGAGGAACCCGUCCGCUGGGCAGACGUUGGGGUGCUGAGAGGGGCGGCUGCUGGCUGGUGGGAUACAGCACCUCCUUAUCUUUGUCUCCUGAAAUGUCUAGCCUUCUCUUUAAAGGACUCUUCUUGAUAGUUUGUGCGUACCGGUACAGAAAGGGCAGCGUUGAGCAGCAUCCCUGAGGAUUGUGUCGAAAGAUGAACCGGGAGGCAGCCGUGCUUCGUGUCGGUCCGGGCACUGGGCUGGCAGACGUGCUCUGCCCUUCGGUGACCUCCCCCGCACAUGCCGUGGUGACAAGCAGGCCAGUCCCCAACUGUUUUAUUUCCCGAGGAAGCAGGACCAGGUUUGUGAGCCGACCUAGUACCACAGGUAAAACUGAACCUGUGAUUGUUUACGUCGCAGCCCCAGGCCUAAAAGCUGUGAGACUGAAUCAAGAGAG